Amphiprion ocellaris (clown anemonefish) is the source of this 3282-nucleotide messenger RNA. RefSeq names its product apoptosis antagonizing transcription factor (gene aatf). NCBI's taxonomy places the organism in Eukaryota, Metazoa, Chordata, Actinopteri, Pomacentridae. The transcript has a single exon. The record is from RefSeq and is a predicted model, not a curated record. Gene Ontology annotation, cellular component: nucleolus; nucleus. Bases 69 to 1688 code for a protein of 539 amino acids. Gene Ontology annotation, biological process: regulation of transcription by RNA polymerase II.
CCACCACCUUCACACCAAGGAAGAGACCGGAGCGCCUCACACGUGUUGUUGUUGUAAAACUUUGAGCCAUGGCAGGCUCGUUCUCUCAGGAGCUCGAAGAUUUGCUGAAUCCUUUGCCUAAAUUUGCGGAUCCAGAGGAUGAUGAUGAUGAAGCGACCAAAGCCAGAGUGAUAGACAGAUUCAACGAGGAAGAGGAGGAGGAAGAUGAGGUCGGCUUCAGUACGCUGAGGAAGAGCAACACAACCCUGCUGUCAGACACGGACAGGCGGUAUGUGGGGAAGGCAGUGUCCCGUAAACAGCUGCUGAUGGAUGAGGAAGGAUCUGAAGAGGAAGAGGAGGAGGAUGAAGAGGAGGGUAGCAUAGAGGAAGAAGAGACUAUGGAGGAUGAAGAGGCAGAUGGUGAUGAUGAUGAAAAUGAUUUAGAGGAAGAAGAUAAGGAUGGGGAGUUGCUGGACGAUGAUUCAGGUGGGGAACGUCCAUCUAAGAGGAAAGGCUCUGACCUGAAUUUUCCUCAGGGAGUGGACUUCCAUAAACUCACAGAGGGCAUGGACGACCUGGGAGUGAGUGAGGAAGAUGAGGAUGACGAUGAGGAGGAAUCCGAAGGCAGCGACGAUGAUGAAGACGCAGGCUCUGACGAUGAAGACGAGAUGGAUGACGAGGAAGACGAGGGAGCUGUGCGCACCUUUUCCCAAGAUAAAGUGGACGAGGAGGUGGAGAAGGGGAAGGCCGUGAAGAACCAGCUCGCCCUCUGGGACCAGCUGCUCGAAGGUCGGAUCAAAAUCCAGAAAGCCCUGGUGACGGCCAACCAGCUGCCACAGCCGGCCACCUUCCCGGAGUUCAGGAGGGAGGGAGGAGCUGAGCUGGCCGGGCCGCUGAAGAACACCCACAAGGCUCUGAAGGCUCUGCAGAGGUCCCUGCUGGAGCUGCACGAACAGCUGCUGCACCAGAACGCCGACACGAGGAGCAUCGCUGUGGGGGAGAGCGAGGACGAGGAGAUAAUCAGCGAUGAAGGAGAACAAGAGUCGGUUCCGCAGUCUGGAGCGCCCAAACGAAAGCUGGAGAUGGUGGAGUAUCCGGACUUCAUGGCCAAACGUUUUGCAGCCUUUCAGCCUUAUCGCGAUGCCACUCUGCAGAAGUGGCACGACAAAACCCGCCUGACCCAGGGGAAGAGCAGUAAAGGGUUCGGGGCGUUCGACAGGAGCAUUCUGACCCAGGUGGAGCAGGUGCUGAUGGACAAUGAGAGGCUGGUGAGACGAACACAAACCCGCCGCUCAGAGUACAGAGUCCUGGGGAAGAAAGAGGCCUCAGCUGUCACCACGGAGACCACAGAGGGAGCAGGGCAGCAGCUGAAGGCCAACACGCAUCUGAAAGAUCUGGACGAGGACAUAUUCGACGAUGACGACUUCUACCACCAGCUGCUGAGGGAGCUCAUCGAGCGCAAGACGAACGCGGCGGACCCCAACGAUCAGGUGGCCAUGGGGCGGCAGUGGCUCGCCAUCCAGAAGCUGCGCAGCAAGAUCAAGAAGAAGGUGGACACCAAAGCCAGCAAGGGGCGCAAGGUCCGCUUCCACGUCCACAGCAAACUGGUCAACUUCAUGGCACCUAUUGAUCACAGCUCGAUGAGCGACGAGGCGCGCAGUGAACUCUACCGAGGCCUGUUCGGUCAGAACGCCUCAGUCAGGGAGUAAAGAUGGAGUUUAUGAACCCAGAAGAGAUGAAGCAGCUCUCCAUCAGCAGAGACGCCUCAGACUGGGUGGACAGUUCUGGUGCUUUGACUGGGUUUCAAUCAAAUGGACUCAUGCAGUUCUUUAUAAAUAUUUUUAUACCUCAGUGUGUCUCUGCCUAAUGAACAGGUUGUGUUUCCAUCAAAACUAAAAGCACAAUGAGUUCAAAUGCUUUAAUUAUUUUUUUCUGUCUUGUGUAAUUCAAGUAAUGGGAUUGUUUACUUCCAAAUUUUGUAGCUUUUUAAAAAUAGUCAUCUGUCCUUGAUUUCAGGGCAGAUGUAGGGGCACAUGAAUAUUUAUGUGUAUUUCAUCCAUUGUAUUUUAAAUUGUCACCUGGUGCCAUAAUUUCAUAUUUUCCUGUUUCCUUUCCUGUCCUACUUAGACAUUUGUACCACAAACUGGAUGGAAAAGUGAACAAAUCUGUGCUUAAAAUCACAGGAAUGCAUAAAAUUAAGUCAUUGAUUCUCCACAAAGAAUAAAAAAAAGAGGGACUAAUACACGUUCUAAAUGUUGAGCAGUACUUAUCAUAUGUCCUCCCUAAAAUCUACACAUAUGAACUGUUCAAAUGUACACUGUGUCCCAACUCCAUACUAACUGUUCAUAGUCUAAAUGUUCUCCAAUGUUUCACUGCUAAUUAAAAGAUCUGAAAGAAAAUGUUUCCCAGAAAAAACUGUUUCAUGAUGUGUUCUUGCAGUAUUUUCCAGCUCCCUCGUGCAUUGCAUUGUGGGAGAGCACCUUCCAUCAACAGCACAAUAGCAAAAAAAGGUUAGAAGCUUUAAUUAUUCUUUAUUUUGUUGCUUUUCUGGUGUGAGCAUUUGAGACACAACUGGAGGCUGGUGGCAUUACAUGCACUAGGUGAUGUUAUGAAUCCCGAGUUCCCACUAUCACAUGAACAAAAAAAUGUUGACAGUUUAAAAAGAAAAUUAAAUCUAGAAUAGAAAUGGCAAUUUGUAAACCAGUUUUGUUAACUGGAAUUUCAUUUUGCCAGGAGUAUCCAACAUGUUUUUGAAAAUGUCAGAAAUGACAAGACAGUUUAGAGAUUUUUGUCCAAUAUAAUGACACACAAUUUUACUAAUUGUACCUUAAUAUAGUUUUUCCUUGGUAAAAAGGGAGACAUUUCCAUCACAAAUUUAUACAUAAAAGGAACAAAUCGAUGCAUAAAAAUACACCACAAUACAGGCAAUUCUCCUGCUUAUAGGCACUGAUUUCUGGGAAGUAAAUAUUAGGCAUGGGUGUGGGGGUUCUCUCCCAAUUUUCAGUGUUUAACACUUCAUUCUGCUGCAUACUGGGGAAUUUUUGUGCUCCAAUUUAUGACUUUCUGUGUCAGUUUAUGUGGACAUGUCUAUAUGUGUGUACAUAAAAAACUAAAAAUUCAGGCACCAGGUGAAAAUUCAAAAUGUCAUGGAAUAUUUAUGGAUCUAAUUACAUUUUUACAUUGAAUUUAGUGGCAUUGAAGUCAUAAUUUAUAUUUUGAGAGCACAGAAAGGUCCAGUGCUGAGGUAUUAUUGAGCAAAAAAGUGAAGUUAUAGCUGUUCUUUAAAUAAAAGUCCUCUGCUUA